CGGGCGCCGCCCAGCGCCGAGGCUUUCCUGCUGGUGGCGACCGCCUACGAGACGCUCAAGGAUGAGGAAACUCGAAAAGAUUACGACUACAUGCUGGAUCAUCCAGAAGAAUACUACAGCCAUUACUACCACUACUAUAGCAGGCGCUUAGCCCCUAAAGUGGAUGUUAGAGUAGUGAUUUUGGUCAGUGUGUGUGCUGUUUCAAUGUUUCAGUACUUCAGCUGGUGGAAUAGCUACAAUAAAGCAAUCAGCUACUUAGCCACAGUGCCCAAAUACCGAAUCCAGGCAACAGAGAUCGCCAAGCAGCAGGGACUGCUCAAAAAAGCCAAAGAAAAAGGCAGAAACAAGAAGUCCAAAGAGGAAGUUCGUGAUGAGGAGGAGAACAUCAUAAAGAACAUUAUAAAAAGUAAAAUAGAUAUAAAAGGAGGCUACCAGAAACCUCAAAUACGAGAUCUGCUGCUGUUUCAAAUCCUCUUGGCUCCCUUUCACCUGUGCUCAUACAUAGCUUGGUAUUGCCGGUGGAUCUAUAAUUUUAACAUCAAAGGCAAAGAAUAUGGGGAGGAAGAGAGACUAUACAUCAUUCGUAAGUCUAUGAAGAUGUCACAAUCCCAGUUUGAUAGCCUAGAAGAUCAUCAGAAAGAAACUUUUCUUAAACGGGAGCUCUGGAUAAAGGAGAAUUAUGAGGUGUACAAACAAGAACAAGAGGAAGAAUUAAAGAAAAAAUUGGCAAAUGACCCUCGAUGGAAGAGAUACAGGAGAUGGAUGAAGAAUGAAGGCCCUGGGAGGCUCACAUUUGUGGAUGACUGAAGACGACCAGAAGCCAACAGCCAGCACCUGCCCACCUUCAUUGUGAUGUGCUUUCCAUAACAAAUAUGUCACCUGUUCCUCAGUAGUAACCGAAAUCUGCCAAAUAUUUGAUUAAACAGAAUAAUGUAGAAGUUUCAACCUUCCCUUCAAACUUUAGACCUAAGACAUUUAUGAUGGUUCAAUUUUUAUAAUCUUUGUGAAUUUGUUAAAAGAUUUGACAUGAGAAUUUAUUAGUUGCCAUUAAAAUUUUUUAUGUUUAGUUAAAAUUUUUGACAUGAAAAUUUAUUAGAUACCAUUUAAAUAUUUUGUGUAUUGUGUUUAUUCUUUAAUAUGAGUGUCCCCUUAUUUGUCAUACAUUUUUCUGCUUUAGUGGCCUCUUUUCACAUAACAGCGUUUAAUUAUAUUAUUGUGUCUUUCUGGACACAUUUCUUUAGCAGAAGUUUUCAACAGUCAUGUUGUCUUCAUAAUGAGUCACUGUAGGAUUGAAUAUGUUUACAACAGCCUCUCUAGGAGAGUCCUCUGCUAGGGCUUGUGCUCUCUUACUGCGCCAUCAUCUCAGUGUGUGUGCCAGGACCUGAGGCUCUCCGCGAGAGUGUCUACCCUGUGUCCUUGUAGGAUGAUCUCAUUACAGUCUCAUUUAUAGGACUAAAACUACGUGCAAAAUUUCUACAGAAGGGAAACUUAUAGAAACAAUCAUUCAUACCAUAGGAUUGGUCUUUUUUUUUUUAAUCCUCUCACAAGAAGAGAAAAAGGAUACUGGGGAGUUGUUCUACAAAGUUCUUAAGUGGUGAAAAUUCCAUUGUACACGAGAGCAUUUACAUGCAUUGAAACUAGGAAGAAAAUAUGCAUGUCUGUGUGCUGUUCUCUCACCCACUGAAAUAUAUAAAUGUUUUUUAUACUGUGGAAAAGCAAAUGAAACAUUUUGACUGAAUCAAACAUGGUAUGGCACCCGAAUAUUAAUAAUCCUUCAUGGUAGUGAAUCAGUAUUCCUACUGUUUCAUGUUAAUAAAAUGGUUGUAAUAUGU
Messenger RNA from Dipodomys ordii (Ord's kangaroo rat), 1832 nucleotides. It is a transcript of the gene Dnajc25, whose product is annotated as DnaJ (Hsp40) homolog, subfamily C, member 25. The record is from RefSeq and is a predicted model, not a curated record. NCBI's taxonomy places the organism in Eukaryota, Metazoa, Chordata, Mammalia, Rodentia, Heteromyidae. The annotation marks the transcript as partial. Gene Ontology annotation, cellular component: endoplasmic reticulum membrane. Gene Ontology annotation, biological process: protein folding. The transcript has 4 exons.